Messenger RNA from Apus apus (common swift), 3328 nucleotides. Its product is annotated as ectonucleoside triphosphate diphosphohydrolase 8-like. Gene Ontology annotation, molecular function: GDP phosphatase activity; UDP phosphatase activity. The record is from RefSeq and is a predicted model, not a curated record. Gene Ontology annotation, biological process: nucleoside diphosphate catabolic process. NCBI's taxonomy places the organism in Eukaryota, Metazoa, Chordata, Aves, Apodiformes, Apodidae. The coding region runs from base 1105 to 2877 and encodes 590 amino acids. The transcript has 10 exons. Gene Ontology annotation, cellular component: plasma membrane.
UUUGAUGCAGCUCAGGACACAGCUGGUUUCUGGGCUUCAAGCACACGUUGCCAGCUCAUAGCUGGCUUGUAGCUGUGCACAGGGAAGGGGAAAGGACUGGGGUGGUGCAUGUCCCUGACCAAAGCACCCCCAGUUGAGAGGUGGCAGCUGGCGCCAGUCAGGGCAAUCAGGACACAUUUAAUAAUGAUGCACACUGGGAAAGAGAGCCAUAAGAAAGAAAGGUCUGGUGUGCUAGUUGCCAGCUGGGAACAGAAGACAUGGGCAUCUCAAAGGCAGUGUUAAAUGGCCCCAACUCCACCAAUCCUGCUGGAGUCAGAGUGGAAGGGAGGGCUGGGGCUAGUCCCUGCUGGGACAAGUAGCAGAAAGACCUGGGGUGCAUCUGGAAAGGGAAUGGGAGGCAGGGGUGCAGGUCAUCUGGAGAUGUGGAACAUGUCCAGAGCCACUGCCUGCACUUCCCAUGGCCAGAGCUGGGUGACCUGGUGGUGCAGAGAUUGAAUGGCAGGAAAUGAGACACUCUUUUGACCCUGAGUCCAGGUGUUUUCCUUUCUAAAGGCACAGGGAACACACUCACGAUGGAGGUGAUCUCAUUCCACAAACACCAGUCACCCCAGUGAGGUGGGACUGGCCUUGCAGAGUCCCCACACCAGCCUGGCAACCUCCUCCCAUGUGUCACUGAGUCAUUUCAAGGGCCACAGACAAACAAACACACGUGAAAAGCAGAUCAAACAGGGGUGUGUGUGUGUACUCUAGCCAUACUUCUCCCUACCAGAUUUGUCCACCUGCCAUCAGAAGAUCGAGACAUUUAGGUCACUUUUUCAGUUAUGAGUAAAUAGCCCAGGUUGCUCUCACCAGAGCACAUCCCUGAAGACAAACGGGGCUGGGGCUGGAGAGUCCCUGAGGGGAGCCCCAGGACAGGGGCUGCCCUGUGGGCUGGGUCCUGCCAGGCGCCCACCACAACACCCUGAGACUCAACCCACCUUUUAACAACAGACACCCCUUUGGGUGGGAUUAUCUGAAGAAAACUAAGGUCUGGACUGGCUGUGGCUGGGAGCCAGGGUGCCCAGCUGGGACAGCAUCUCCUGGGAGAGGUGCUGGGUGCUGCACAUGGGGCAGGCACAGGGGGAAACAGCCUUGUCCCUCCUGCAGUGCCACAGGGGAAGGAGAAGGGGCCAGUGCUCAGCCCUUUCAGCAGGACAAGGAGGAGCCUUUGCCAUGAUCUUUGCUAACAAGAAGCACUUCAGCACUGCCACUGUGGGGGCACUGGUCACAGUCUCCAUCAUUGCCCUUGUUCUCAGCCUGGUGAAGAUUGACGACGUCACCCUGCCACCCACAGUCAAGUAUGGGAUGGUGUUUGAUGCAGGCUCAUCCCACACCUCCCUGUUUGUCUACGAGUGGGACUCAGACAAGGAGAACAACACUGGUGUGGUCAGCCAGGCCUUCUCCUGUAACGCCCAAGGGCAAGGCAUAUCAAGCUAUGCCAACGAUCCCCCAAAAGCUGGUGACUCCCUAAGAGCGUGCCUGGAAAAAGCCCUGAAGGUCAUUCCUGCUGCGAAACAGAGGGAUGUCCCAGUUUAUCUUGGAGCAACGGCAGGCAUGAGGCUACUGAGGCAGAAGAACAGCUCAGCUGCAGACCAAGUCCUGGCUGAAGUUGCUAAAACCAUGCAGGAGUACCCUGUGGUGUUCAGAGGGGCUCAGAUCCUCACAGGAGAGGAGGAGGGGGCUUAUGGCUGGAUCACCAUCAACUACCUGCUGGACUCCUUCACCAAGUUCUCCCCCAGAGCACGUGCGUGGGUUCAUCCGGAGGCAGCCAACAUUUAUGGGGCGCUGGAUCUUGGAGGAGCAUCCACUCAAAUCAGCUUUAUGCCUGAAAGUUCCGUCAGAAACUGGAGUGAAGCCUCCAAGUUCACACUGUACGGGUAUAACUACAACAUCUACACCCACAGCUACCUCUGCUACGGGCAGAACGAGAUGCUGAAGCGCCUGGCAAAGGAAUUGAUUGUGGAGUCGGCCUCCAGCCCACGAGUCGACCACCCUUGCUACCCAAGAGACUACAACGAAACCCUCUCACUGUCUUCCUUCAGCUCCAGCCCCUGCACCAACCACAGUGACCCACGCCUGGGCCUCAGUGACAGGAAUGUGACCCUAGAGGGCAGGGGCAAUGCCACUGGCUGCCUGGCUGCCAUCAAGAAGCUGUUCAACUUCUCAGCAUGUGGCCAGAGCCAGGACUGCACCUUCGACGGCGUCUCCCAGCCCCCCAUCCACGGGCACUUCAUUGCCUUCUCUGCCUUUUACUACAACUUCAAGUUUCUCAACCUGACAGAGGGGCAGUCACUGGGCACUGUCAGGGAGACCAUCGAGCAGUUCUGCACAAGAAGCUGGGAAGACCUGUCUUCUAGCUACCCUGAAGAGCAUCCUGAGCGACUGCCCAAAUACUGCGCCAACGCCAACUACAUCCUCACACUCCUCCUCGAUGCCUACAAGUUCAACCAGACCAGCUGGAACAAGAUCUUCUUCCAGAUGAAGGACUGUCCUCAACAUGCAGAGUCACCACAAGAUGUUUCCAGAGGAGCUCCUGCAGAGACUUGUUGGUUCAGCCGACACACCACCGGAAUCCCAGCCAUGCCUCUCCACCUCCUGACACUGCUUUGCCUGUUAAAGGUCUGGUCUCCAUCCCACCAGCUGGCAUGUGGGGCCACGGAGAGCCACCCUGGCCAUGGAAGAGCUCCCCAAGUGCUGGGCUGCUGGUGCAUGGCUGCAGGCACUUGGUGCCAGGGUGCUUCGGGUGAUGCUGGCUCUGACCAUGAGUCACGCUGCCAGCGUGAGGGCAUGCGAGGCUCUGCAGCACCCCAGCUGGCUCUCCUGAGUUGCUUGUAUUAACUGAUGAUCUUGGAGGCAAAGGGAAAACUGAGCACCCAAAGUCAGAAGCAUGGUCCCAGAGGGUUCAUAUAAUCCUCUCCUCUCCUCUCCUCUCCUCUCCUCUCCUCUCCUCUCCUCUCCUCUCCUCUCCUCUCCUCUCCUCUCCUCUCCUCUCCUCUCCCAUCAUCUUCCUUUUCUCCUGGGAUAAAGGAAUCAGUGCUCCUGAGUGUCUUCCUGGAGACAACAUUGUCCCACCAGCAGAUGCCCAAACACCCAGUCCUGCCCUGUGCACGUGGCUGAGCUGGGCCCUGCCCAUGACUGUGCCCUUGCCUUUGGUUCUGCUCACUGCUCUGCCCCGUGGAUGAUUCACUGGGUUGCCUGCCUCCCGGCAGCACGGUGCUGACCUUUGGUGUCCCAGCAGGACGGCGGCGUCUGGCAGCUCAGCUCACCCAAAUAAAGGCUGUAAAAGGCA